AUGCCACCACGCGACUUCACAGAUUCGGAAGAAGAUGAUCCUCCCAUUCAACCUUCUCCUUCUCCAAACCCACCAUCUUCACCAAUUCCUAACCCACCUCAAUCCCACCCUUUGAGAAUCACCCUUCGACCAUCAAUAAAUCAUUUAAUGAACGACCAUCCUCCUCCUCCUCAUCCUCAUCAAACUUCCAGUAUCGCACCAUCCGAAAGAUCUUCUUUAUCUCCACCACCACCUAUAACACUUCGUUUCGGUAUCAAACCAACUAGUAUCACUCCCAAACCUUCAGAAACGCAUGGCGGUUCAGAUUCAGAAGUCCCAAAGAAAAAGAAAAAGGUACAUAAAAGGAAAUCAUCAGCAGUGAUAGAAACACAAUCUAACAAGGUGAUGUUACCUAAGAAAAGUUAUGAUUGGCUUCAACCUUCUGACGUAGGUGCGAGUCAUCAUGGUCCUCAUAAUCGUCCUUCACCUCCUGUUUCAGAAGGGAAUGAGACUAAACCAACACCGACGGCGGUAGAUAAUGCGAUGAAGAAAAUCGGUAGUCAUAAGAAAAAACCUGAUAAUACUGGACCUGGUAAAGCGUGGAGAAAAGGUUUGAAGAAAGGUAUGCCUAUUCCAUGGCGGGAAGGAAAUUUUUUAGAAACCACCCCACCAUCUUUCUCAAACGAAACUUCUACUCAUCUUCAACUCCCUGUAGAUCCAAGUAUACCCAUAGAAGAUUCUCGUAAUCGUCAACCUUCUUCCCUCCUUGGAACUCCAGAACCUAACAACUCUAUAUCUCCAACUCCACAUAACCCCGAAUUACAACCAAUACCAAUACCAAUACCAAAUCCAGAACAUCCCAUUGACCCUCCUAUCUUACCAGCAAGAUCAGUAUCACCCAUAUUCAUACCUGCCGAUCGGGAGAAAAUGGGAAUACCAAUAUACUCCAGACCUAUCGUACAGCCUAAAAUCACAUUAGGAACAUUCCCAAAGGUCACUCAAACUUUUGCGCCGAAUAACGGGGGUGAUCCGGUGUUCCCAAGGAAGGAAAGGGUUAGGAGUUGGAAGGAAGCAGAAAGGGUGGUGAUGGGUAUAGGAGGUGGACAAUUGAAAUUUCGUUCUUGGGCAAGAGGCCCAUCAUCCGAACUAGGUCGUCUGAUUCAAGCGGACAAAGAAGCUAAAGAACUACAUCGAGCCAAGAUGAAAUCCGCCGCUAUAUCCGCAUCCCAAGCUCCUGACCCGAUAUUCUCAACUAGUACAAGUGUCAGUCUCCAUGCCAGUCCCAAUCCCACUCAAUGGGAUCGUCCGAAACUUUUACAUACCACAUCGUUCGAUUCUUCUUUAAUGCCUGAUGAUACGUCGGAAAUUGGAGAUGGGGAUAGUAUAGUUGUACCUGACUUAAAUGUCUCGAAAGGUCUACAGGAUUUGAAUGAAGCGAAAGAGGUAAAAGAUUUCAAAGACGGGAAUGAUGUUGAUGAUAUGAAAACCGUGGAAGAAUCAAAAGGAACAGAAAUCAAGAAAAGUACAGGAGGUUUGAAAGGUAGAGGAGGGAAGAAAAUUCAGAAAAUACAAAGGAAAUCGAAAUUAGCACAGGAGAUCGUAUUGACUGAAGGGGAUCUUGAUACUGAAGUUUGA
Molecule: messenger RNA, 1614 nt
Organism: Tremella mesenterica DSM 1558
Lineage: Eukaryota; Fungi; Basidiomycota; Tremellomycetes; Tremellales; Tremellaceae
Exons: 4
Coding region: 1-1614 (537 amino acids)
Source: RefSeq, a predicted model, not a curated record